Molecule: messenger RNA, 1594 nt
Organism: Phialemonium atrogriseum
Lineage: Eukaryota; Fungi; Ascomycota; Sordariomycetes; Cephalothecales; Cephalothecaceae
Product: putative gliotoxin biosynthesis protein
Exons: 1
Coding region: 110-1390 (426 amino acids)
Molecular function (GO): gamma-glutamylcyclotransferase activity
Source: RefSeq, a predicted model, not a curated record
GGGUAGAAAGCCUUCACAUAUAUAGGUAGGGUAUUGCGUGACUAGCGAGGCUCCUCACAAGUCUCUCAGCCUUGCUCUGUCGCGGGAAUUUGGAUCGACUUUCGUCAUCAUGGGCCAACCACAGGACACCCCUGACCCGGGAUCAUCUCGCGCCAUCUUCAAGCGCUUUUGCGACGUCGAAGCCACACCAAUCUCAGAGGCCAUUACCAGCGACACAGCGGUCCAUCCCGUACCACCGACACCCGUCGCCCGGCUUACCCAACCAGACGCCGCGCCGACCCCCUUUCCAACCCGGCCGGUCCGGCACCGCGGCGCCCACCAUGAGGCCGCCGAGACGGUGCUCUACCUGGCCUACGGGUCCAACCUCUGCGCCAAGACGUUCCAGGGCCAGCGCGGCAUCCGCCCGCUGAGCAAGGUCAACGUGUCGGCGCCGUCGCUGCGCCUGACCUUUGACCUGCCGGGCAUUCCCUACAUGGAGCCCUGCUUCGCCAACACGGCGCCCCGCGCCCUUCCCAAGCCCCCGCCCGGCGUCCCCGACCUCCCCGAUCUGCCCGACCUACCCACGCCUCCCAUCUCCGACGCCGACACCGACACCGACACCGACAAGACACCAUCAACGGUAACGACAUACGAAGAAGACGGAGAAGGAGACAUCGAGCGCAACGACCGCGGCGACCCCGUGUGGACCAAGGGCCUAAUCGGCGUCGUAUACGAAGUCACCCGCGCCGACUACGCCCGCAUCCUAGCCACCGAAGGCGGCGGGUCUAGCUACCACGACAUCCUAGUCCCAUGCCUACCGCUGGGCCCGACGGACUCGCCCAUGCCCUUCCUGGCGCACACGCUCUGCGCGCCUCGGCUGCCGCUGCCGGGCGACGACAACGACGAGAAGGAAGAGGACGAGGCCGAGUCCCCCCAGACGCCGCGGUACCUCCCGGGCUGGCUGCGCAAGCUGUUCCUGCCGCUCCGGCGCCCCGCCCCGGACCACGCGCAGCCGUCGGCGCGGUACCUGGGCCUGAUACGCGACGGGGCGCGCGAGCACGACCUGCCCGGCGAGUACCGCGCGUACCUGGCCGCGCUGCAGCCGUACCGGAUGACGUCUGUGCGGCAGCGCGUCGGCCUGGUGGUGUUUGGGCUCGCUUGGGCGCCGCCGUUCGUCGUGCUAUUUGGGGGGAGUCGCCUGGUUGCGGACGAUAAGGGGAAGAUCCCUGCGUGGUAUGGGAUGGUGCUGGCGGUGCUGUUUAAUUUGGUGUGGAUAAGCUAUGAUCGCGUGUUCAGGCAUGUUUUUGGGGACGGGGAGAGGACGGUGGAGGGGGGUAAGGGUGGUAGGAGUCCGUGGUGGAGGCGGGGUGGGGAGGUUAGGCUUGUCGAUGAUGAGGAGAACCUCAAGUGAGGAGAGACGCUGUUUUGGGGGAGCGAGGUCUACAUUUGACUGCAAUUUCCGCGGCCGUAUCCGUAUAUAUAUGGAUGGCUAUACCAUGUACGCAUAUCCGGGCAGGAACCCAAGUCGAGGGAAUAGGGGUACUGGAGUCUGGCAAAGGCAUCAAUUGUAUUGCGCCGUGUAUCAUCCUCUCUAUCCCAUCUCCCGCGUCCCUUG